Molecule: messenger RNA, 2245 nt
Organism: Mollisia scopiformis
Lineage: Eukaryota; Fungi; Ascomycota; Leotiomycetes; Helotiales; Mollisiaceae
Product: HET-domain-containing protein
Exons: 3
Coding region: 1-2166 (721 amino acids)
Source: RefSeq, a predicted model, not a curated record
AUGCCUAUGUUCCCGAAACUUGAGAUCGACGACAACCGCUUGGUCAUACUGUUAUCUGUCGCGAAUGAGGUCAACAGGGGUGAUCCCUUUUGUUGCAAUAUUGAACUAGGUACUAUUAAGCAGGAAGUACUAAGCAGCGUCCAGCGUUGUACUAGCCGGGCUUUGAGAUUUACCGGCACACAGCAGUCUUUGGAACCAAAAGCCUCGAGUCAUGACUGUGGCGAACAGCCUGAGCCAGAUCUAAAUUUGUACGAAGUUACCACUUCCUUUGAAGUCAAUUUGAACUUAUUAACAGCAUCCAGGUACACGGAAAGAUACUCAUAUACUCCCCUCUCGGCCAGACAAAUCAGGUUACUCCACCUUGCCCCUGGAAAGAAUCCGGAUCCCCUGAAGAUUUCGUUCACAGCGUCGUCAAUUGACAACCUCCCGGACUACCAGGCUCUGUCAUACACCUGGGAUAGUCCGGCUGUGAAACACUAUGUAUUGUGUGACGCAAAAAUUAUUAGUGUUACCUGUAAUUUAAUGUCCGCGUUGUGUCAGCUACGACACGAGAGCAAAGAGCAAGUUCUCUGGACCGAUGCGCUUUGCAUAGACCAGAAUGACGCUGCUGAGCGAGGCUCACAGGUAGCACUGAUGAGACAGAUCUAUAAGGAUGCUCGAGUAGUCAUUUGGCUUGGAGAGGACGAUUCACAUACAUGGGAGGCCCUUGAAUUGCUCCAGCAACUUGCGGGGCUCGAAGUAUAUUCUCAGCGACCAGCACCGAACGAGCAGGCAUCGUCAAAUCCUGACACGUUCACGAUGAACAGUAUAUUACCAUUCGCGAAACAUCCCUCCUGGAAAUAUUUGGAAGAGAUCUUUUGGAAGCCAUGGUUCUUUCGGGCUUGGAUCAUCCAAGAGACCGUCCUUGCAAAGACACUUACGAUCAGAAUCGGAAAGUUCACUGUUCCCUGGAAGCACUUUGAGCUUGCUACUAAGUUGCUUGGAAAGUCUGUUGCGCGACAAAGUCAUAAAAUAUAUAUUGGGGAUGAGUGGAGUAUUGUCACUUCACCUUUCACGAAUCUGAACGACCUUCGAGUAAGCCUUCUACAAAGUCAAGGAGGCUCUCUGGAGAAACUACUUGUUUUGACGAAUGCCAGUUGUGCGACAUUGCCAGUUGACAAAGUGUACGCUAUACAAGGCCUUGUCUCAGAACGGGAUGCGCCCAUUCUCAUGCCAGACUACUCCGCGACAGUUGAGCAAGUCUUUACGACCGUCGCACAGUCUUUACUACACAGCUCACUAGAUGUAUUAAGCCAGGUAGUGGGACCUUAUUUGAGACGACAAACGAGCCUCCCAACCUGGGUGCCCGAUUGGUCGACGUCAUUCCGAGCGAAACCGUUCCUACAUCUUGAGUCUUCAAAAUCUUUGUUCCGAGCUUGUGGGAAUACGACCCACAGAGCAUCGUUUUCCUCAGGAGACAAGCUGGUGGCUAAAGGCAUUUUGAUUGACAAGAUCAAGAUGGUAGGGCUUCCAUUUGUACCCAACAAAAAGGCAACCAGAGUUACGCCUUUGCAACGUGCCUACAGAGCUUUCGAUCGUAUGAGUUCAGGUAUGGAGUUACUUAGGAUCCAGAUGACGUUGUUCCUGUGUCAUCUCCACGGAUGGGAAGAUGUUGUCCAAUCGUUGAGUUCCUAUCCCACAGGAGAGAGUGUUAAUAAUGCCUUUGCACGCACCCUAAUUGCAGGUGCAAGUAUCGUUGCGGAAUUUCGAAACCCGACUGCCAGAGUCGUCGUGGAAGAUGCCUACAAUUACUUCAAAUAUCUGUUAACGCAAUCGAUAUCGAAUAUGCAGCCGGCGAAUAUGGGGGACGUAAAUAUCAAGUGGCAGGAAUGGGACGAUGCAGUUGUAAGCGCCUCGAAACAGUAUAUGAGUUUCUUAGAAGAAGCCGCUUGGGGUAGAGUCUUCUUCAUUACCGAACGUGGGUACAUGGGCCUUGGGCCAAUGUCAGCCUUUGCAGGUGAUGAGGUGGCUGUGCUGUGUGGUGGCAAGACCCCCUAUAUACUCAGUCGGGAUGCCAAUCAGAAGAGCUCCAACUUUCGCCUUAUAGGUGAGGUUUACAUUCAUGGUCUCAUGAAAGGCGAAGCAUUUCAAGAGAACAAGGAAUUAAGGGAAAUUGUGCUUAUAUAGCUUUCCCGAUUUCAAGAAAUCUUUCCGAACCUCUUUGAAAAUAGCGCUUGGAACAAGAUGCAAAGCAGGAAGUGCCUAC